AUGGAGCCACACCUUCCUGGAAUCUCUGAUUCCUGUAAUCUUCUUCUUACCUUUAGGGCCAUUUUUUUCUUCUUCUUAACCGUUCCUGUUCGUAAACACUUUUGCGAUAAUUCUUUUCUUCUUUUCUUCUUCUUAAAAUUCUCUCUCCUUCAUCUUAUUUUCUUCUUGUUUUUUUUCUUACUCUUUUUUAUUUUUUCUCCUCCUUCAACUGUUUUUUUUUCUUCUUUCUUCUUCUUUGUCAUUUCAACGUUUCCUCCUCAACUUUUUUUAUUUUUCUUCCCCCUUUCAUUCAUCUUUCUUCUUCGCUCUAUGAAUAUUAUUCUUUUCGAUUUUAUUUUCUUUUGUUGGUGUUUCUCUUUUUCUCAUCAUUCUAAAUUUUUAUUUUUCUCUUUUUUUUUCUUCUUCUUACCCUUUCAUUCCUUCUUUUCUUUUUUCUCUUUUUUCUUCCUUUUCGCUUUUCUCUUUUUCCUCCCUUUUCUCUUUUCGUUUCGCUUUCCCUUUUCUCUUUUUCCUUCACUUUCUCUUUUCGUUUCUCUUUCCCUUUUCUCUUUUUCCUCCCUUUUCUCUUUUCGUUUCUCUUUCCCUUUUCUCUUUUUCCUCCCUUUUCUCUUUUCGUUUCUCUUUCCCUUUUCUCUUUUUCCUCCCUUUUCUCUUUUCGUUUCUCUUUCCCUUUUCUCUUUUUCCUUCACUUUUUCUCUUUUCGUUUCUCUUUCCCUUUUCUUUUUCCUUUACUUUUUCUUUUUUUCUCUUUUCCCUUCCUUUUCUUUUUCCUCCUUUUUCUCUUUUUGUUUUCUUUCCUUUUCUUUUUCCUUCUUUUCUUUUCUUUCUUUUCUUUUCCUCUUUCCCUUUUCUCUUAUCCCUCUCUUUCUCUUUUCGUUUCUCUUUUUGCUCACUUUUCUCUUUUCGUCUCUCUUUCUCCUUUUUUAUUUUCCUCCCUUUUCUCUUUUUGUUUCUCUUUUCCCCUUUCUCUUUUCUCUUCCUUUUCUCUUUUCGUUUCUCUUUUUGCUCCUUUUUCUCUUUUCGUUUCUCUUUCCCCUUUCUCUUUUUCUCUUCUGUCGUCUCGAUUUUGAUUCCUUCUUUCUUUCUCUUCAACUUUUUUCAGUUCCUUCUUCCGGGCAUCUGACAACCGAGCAAAGAGAAUCAUCGAAAUGGAAGAUGCUUCAAAUUGUUUGCUUUUCAACCGAACGGAUUUCCCCAGUCACCCUCACAUCCGUUACUCUUCCUUAUCGCCACCCCACCCUCCGUGUCGGACAUAUUCAGACACCCUGUAGCUCACUGCUUUCUCCAGCCUCCGAGGGACAUUUCUCCAAAUAA
Acanthosepion pharaonis is the source of this 1314-nucleotide messenger RNA. The record is from the annotation of a GenBank genome assembly. NCBI's taxonomy places the organism in Eukaryota, Metazoa, Mollusca, Cephalopoda, Sepiida, Sepiidae.